CAUGAACUUGCGGACUUUAGCACGAUUCUUACCUGGUUGUAACAAGGCUGGAGGUUCAUUAAGGCCCCUGAGAUUUCCCCUAGCGGCAUCAGGACAGCUUCUGCGAUUUCUCAUCCAGUACAGCUUGUUUCGGGUUUAAGAUACGAAGUAGGACUGAUCCAGUACACCUCCGUCUCCUAUGGUUCCUUACCCUUCUAUACCAUACCACUCCUCCUGGAUGCUGAAGGGGCUAGCUGGGGGGCUAGUUAGGCCGAUUGUAAAGUUAUCUAACCAUCUCUGCAGCCUGGCGCGGCUAUGGAGAGAUCUUUGGGUCUAACCCCAGUUUUCACGCAUACCCCCUCUACAUAUGGACACACAAGCCUCCUUGAAUUAAUUUCAUCUUCACGAUUAUUGCAAAUUUGCUAACGCUACAUCCAUAGGGAGGGCUUCGCCUGAGUGAUUGCGCUUCAUGCUUUGUACGAAGAGAUAAAGGUAAAAAAGAAAGAAAAAAUCUUCGGCCAAAACCGCUUGAUUCACACGAAAGGUUCGUGUGCUGCCCUGCACACUUGGGACACCUAUAUGAGCUGCGUCGACAGCACGUAAAGCAGACAUUAUCGAGAUGGCAGUUACGCUCAAAAAGGUCAUCCUCUGAAGCGGAAGGCUUCCUGAAUUGUGCGCCGUUAAUACAAAACAAGUUCCAGUCAGCUUUUGACUAGGUGCCUUCGGGGAGCAAUAUAACAUCUCUUAAUUCAAAACGUUGGCUUUAGCAGAUUCGCUUUCCGUCAAGCACACCUUUCGUUUGAUUCGACCAUCAAAUCGACCCCGUGCAUAGUUUCUCAAUUACCAAUAGCUUGGGCGGGUCAAAAUUACAUGCGAGGAGAUUGGCCGGCUCCUGGAAUCGAGAGUUCAGCUGCUUGCCCUAAUUCCCGCGCCAUUUAUUGUGCGCUUUUCACGGACAAGAUCCAGAGCCCAACAGAGGUUCCGCCCGCAAAAAGGCAAGUGCAGAGAGCAGCAUGAGCCGCCUUUGUUAAUAAUAUAUAGUUAACGUCGAAUUUAACGGUAUUUAAGUUGUGAGCAAGAAAUGGUCAUGGUAAUUUCGAAGAAGCACAGGCUGAAACCCUCACAAACUGCAAUGCUUCAUUCAUGCCUGGAGGACGAAGUUUGGGCCCUUUGUCUGUAGUGACUUGCCGCGCUAGGAAAUCCUUCAUACGAAAUACCCCGCGGCGCACAGCCCCAGCAUUGACAGUUAUUCUGCCCUCAAACUGCUAGAUUUAUGUGAUAUUAUUUCACCCAUUCCUGAGAAACUAACAUCACCCAUUCCUUGUUGCAUGUUUCUUUUUCAGUUUUAUUUAUUUUAUUUUUCUUCGUCGUGAAUCUCCACACCCAAGAGUUUCGCUCGGUUGGAGUGGCCGAAAGCUUGUUCCGUAAGCCGAACCAGAGCUAUUGAAUCAAGCAAAAUGAAUGAGGGCACGCCGUUGAUUGUUCCCCGUGGUUUCAGCCAUGCAGUCCACGAACUGAGAAAGUCCUCAUCCAUUGUAAGUAACAACACUUCCGGCGCGGCGGCGUUGGGGAAAAGGAAAAGGAGGGGUAGAGGGGCUUUUUUUCGAUCCCUCGAGAUAUUCAAAGACAGAUCGACGGGACUCAUUUUGUCCAUUGAGAGUUCAAAGUUAUGGUUCUAAAUACCCUUAAUAGAUAUCAUGCCUUAGUCUUUGAUCUUUAUUUUCUUUUCUUUUAGAACUGUAGUGGCUAAUACUCCGAGCAGCCAGCACUCCCAAAGAAAAUCCUGGUGCCGCGAACACGUCGAGGAAGCCACGAUGAAGGUUCGCUGCCUCCCGUUUUCAAGGUGUGGAUUGAUGAUGCUAUGAAGAGCCUGCUUGACCAAGAAGAUACGGACAAGAAUUUGCAGAUUACCAUCCUUGAUAAUGGGCCAAAGGUGAUUUCGUUGGGAACCUUGCUCUCUGACGGCGGUCGGACGCGGGAAAUCCGAGGCACAUAUCUGCUUGCAAAUCUACUCGAGGAACUACAUUUGACGAAGGGGAAGCAUGCAUCAAAGCUGAUCCACUUCAGCGAUGUCUCCGAAGACCCGGUUAGCCGUAUCAACCGAAAAAUUAAGGACGAGUACUGGAACAACUUGACUAGACGGCUAGACGAGUCUAUGAUCGAGGCUGCUGCGCCGGACCCCAAGGACUGGAACGAGAACCCGCGCCCACGGAUUUUUGUUCCAUAUGGCGAGGGGCGACUGUACGAUUAUUACUGCCAAGUUUCAAAGAACAAACCCGAAUUAAAACUGGAGGUGCAGUACCUCCCCCAGGGUGAGGUUACCGCUGAAUUCGUUCAUGGCCUUCGAGAUCGACCUGGUUUGCUCGCGCUCGAAAUGGAUUAUUCGAACCCAGAUAAAUUGCGGGGACUGCAGUUUAUUGUACCUGGUGGUCGAUUCAAUGAAUGCUACUAUUGGGAUAGCUAUUUUGCCUGUCUUGGUCUCCUGGAAAUCGGAAGGAUUGAUCUUGUGAGGGACAUUCUUAAUAAUUUCAUAUUCCAAGUGAAACAUUAUGGCAAGAUUCCGAAUGCAAAUCGGUCAUAUUAUCUCUGCAGGUCGCAACCGCCGUUUCUCUCGGAUCUCGCCGUGCGAACUUUCCAAGGCAUGAACAACAAGGAAGAGGCAGCUGAAGUUUUGCGAUCCGGGAUUCUGGCAGCAAUCAAAGAGUACUUCACCGUUUGGAUGUCGGAACCGCGAUAUGAUCCGACAACUGGACUCUCGCGGUUUAAGCCGCCUGGUAAGGGUAUCCCCUUGGAAGUCGAAGAAGGUCAUUUCGACGCGGUUCUCUACAGCUACGCAGAAAAGUACACUUGUACAAUUCCCGAGUUUAUUAACCAGUAUAACUCUGGGAAUGUAAAUGAACCUGAACUAGAUGAAUAUUUCAUGCAUGAUAGGGGAGUGCGGGAAUCGGGACAUGACACGUCCUAUCGGUUCGACCAAGGCUGUGCAGACCUUGCCACUGUGGACCUGAAUUGCCUUCUAUACAAGUACGAAACCGAUAUAACUUGGGCCAUCAAGACGGUUUUCAACGACAAGCUCCCCAUACCAGCCGAAUGGCGCACGACAGACAUGGGGGAUGACCAUGUCGAAACAUCAGCGUCCUGGCUCCAGCGUGCCAAUCAGCGCCAGGAGCGUGCAAACAAAUACCUCUGGGACCCUGAACAGGGAAUGUACUUUGAUUACAACACAAGAACCCAUAAGCGCACCACCUAUGAAUACGUGACAACCCUAUAUCCGCUCUGGUGCGGCAUCGCCAGCCGCGAACAAGCCGAAUCCCUCCUUGCAAGAGCACUACCAAAAUUCGAAUGUGUCGGCGGCCUCAGCACCAGCACGGAGCAGUCCCGGGGCCCAGUCAGCAUGCCUCACCGUCCCCCGAAGCAAUGGGAUUUCCCCUUUGGAUGGGCGCCACAUCAGAUGCUUGCCUGGGAUGGGCUGAAGCGAUACGGUUACUUGCAUGAAAUGGAAAGGCUCGUAUACCGUUGGCUGCAACUUAUGGUUAGGGUCGCGGUGAAUUACCACGGAGCGAUCGUGGAGAAGUAUGAUGUGACUCAACUGGAUAACCCCAGCCAGGUCGAUGCGGAGUACGGGAAUCAGGGGUUGGAUUUUAAAUACGCGAAUAUUGAGGGAUUCGGCUGGAGUAAUGCUAGCUUUUCGUAUGGGCUAUCCUUGAUCAAGCAUCAGAAACUAAUGGUGAAAGCUCUGGGACUCUGUGUCCCAUACGAUGAUUUACGUAUGGAGAGAGUUCAUCGUUGACAUAUUCAUAUCGGCGGGCAUUUAUAUUCCCUGCGGAAUAUCAUGAAUUUCCAACUUCUACUCUCCACACCGCGAGUACAUGAAUGUUAAUGACGAUGCGACGGAUAGAUAGGCUUAGAUAGGGGCUUUUGGAUACGACGAUAUCAUGACAUCCAUUUUUUUUUUU
Molecule: messenger RNA, 3935 nt
Organism: Blastomyces gilchristii SLH14081
Lineage: Eukaryota; Fungi; Ascomycota; Eurotiomycetes; Onygenales; Ajellomycetaceae
Product: alpha,alpha-trehalase, variant 2
Exons: 6
Coding region: 1841-3769 (642 amino acids)
Biological process (GO): trehalose catabolic process
Cellular component (GO): cytoplasm
Molecular function (GO): calcium ion binding; alpha,alpha-trehalase activity
Source: RefSeq, a predicted model, not a curated record